Mizuhopecten yessoensis (Yesso scallop) is the source of this 875-nucleotide messenger RNA. Its product is annotated as short-chain collagen C4-like. Lineage: Eukaryota; Metazoa; Mollusca; Bivalvia; Pectinida; Pectinidae. The coding region runs from base 1 to 618 and encodes 205 amino acids. The record is from RefSeq and is a predicted model, not a curated record. The transcript is spliced from 3 exons.
AUGGGACUGCCAAGUGAGGAAGAAGUUCCGUCCAGGGUAUUCUUUUCUGCUGUUGUUGGCAUCCCUGAACCGGCUGUAACAUUCAUCCGAUGGGGUCGAGCAGACUGUUCUGGAAACGCUACAGAUUUGGUUUACUCAGGCUCUGCGGGAGGAUCUCACUUCUCACAUAAGGGCGCCGCCGUUGAUUUUGUCUGUUUGCCGCCGGAUCCUUCCAGGGGGCAACGUGUAAAUAACCCUCCCAAUAAUGGUGGCCUGAUGUAUGGCGCCGAGUACGAAGACGAAGUAAUUUACGGUGUCCCAGACAGAAAAAAAGAGGUUCCAUGCGCAAUGUGUCGUAUAUCCGCCUAUUCAACUCAAAUCAUGAUACCCGCUCGCACCACAUGCUACCCUGGUUGGGAGGAAGCGUACCGUGGCUAUCUAGCAGCUGGUCGUUACGAUCACCCUGCGGCGACUCAAUAUGUGUGCGUAGACGAACACCCACAGGUUUUGGCUGAUAGUAGUGGUAGAGUAGAUGACAAUGGUAAACUAUUUUACCCUGUAAAAGCAAAGUGUGGUUCUUUAAAAUGCCCUCCUUAUGUAAGCGACGCCAUAUUGUCAUGCGUCGUGUGUGUAAAGUAGACACGCUACCUGUUCAUAGCUGACACAUACAUAAUGUAGUACGUACAACGCUCUUCCAAAGCAUGGCCUCUAUUGCAAAUGUAACGAGCAUGCAGUCGGACUUGUUUGCUGUGACAACUUAAAGCACAAGCAUUUAAUUUUUGUAUACUUUCGAAAACAAAAUGUUUUCAUUUAACCUUUAGAUCCACUAAAUACAUGGACCUGUCGAACUCACUAUCUUUUCCGCCAUGAAGGUGACUUGCAAUCGUGUUCUUAAA